Mycotypha africana is the source of this 1953-nucleotide messenger RNA. RefSeq names its product P-loop containing nucleoside triphosphate hydrolase protein. Lineage: Eukaryota; Fungi; Mucoromycota; Mucoromycetes; Mucorales; Mycotyphaceae. The record is from RefSeq and is a predicted model, not a curated record. Gene Ontology annotation, molecular function: ATP binding; DNA replication origin binding; ATP hydrolysis activity. Gene Ontology annotation, biological process: mitotic DNA replication checkpoint signaling; cell division; DNA replication initiation. The transcript is spliced from 3 exons. Gene Ontology annotation, cellular component: nucleus. The coding region runs from base 59 to 1759 and encodes 566 amino acids.
CUUUUUUAGUUUUCUUCGCUCAGCAUCAAGCUUCACAUUGACAAUUGUACAUUACGCUAUGUUGACAAGAAGUCGUUCAAGCACUCGUACAGUAGUAGAAAGCAGAACACGUACAAAGAGAAAAACAACAGACGACAAAGAAAAUAUACCAGAAAAAGUCUACACUCCAUCUGUAAAAAAAAGGGCAACAGCACUGAGUAGCAAAAACAGAAACUCAAAUGGAGAUGAAAAUACUAAAAUAAGGGAUAUUACAAAAGAUUUGAAAGAAACGAAAAUCGAUACGGAAAAGGCGGUUCGUUCACCUUCACCCAAUGAUACAGAUAAGUCCAGAAAGAACACCACUGUCUUUCAACGAGCCAAGGCUAUUUUCCGUCGAACAGCUAUUCCAGCCCGCCUAAUUGGUCGAGAAGAAGAACGAAAUUAUAUGAUGACGUUUUGGAAAAAACAUGUAUUGAAUAAUCAACCCGGUGGGCUUUAUAUCUCGGGUAUGCCAGGCACGGGCAAAACAGCCAUGUUGAAUGAAAUCAUGCGUAACCAAGAAUCCGCCCAUCGAUCACUGAAAACGCAUACGGUGAAGGUGGCAGUUGUGAAUUGUAUGACCAUCACUGAACCCAAGAUGGUUUACUCAACUCUAUUGGAACGAUUCAAUCAACCUUUGAAGUCUACAGCGACAGAUGCUACUAUUCAACAAGCAGAAGAAUGCUUUACUGCUCGUCAUACCACCAGCAGCAACCGUAAGAAGGAGUUACUUUACAUUGUUGUUUUGGAUGAAAUUGACUCUUUGAUCACAAGAGACCAGCAAGUGUUGUACAAAUUAUUCGAAUGGGCCCAUAGUCCCAAGUCGAGGUUGGUAUUGAUUGGUAUUGCGAAUGCUUUGGAUUUGACCGAUCGCAUUUUACCUCGAUUACGAGCCAAAAAUAUCACACCAGAGUUAUUGAAUUUCAAUCCUUACAAAGUGGAAGAAAUUACAGAGAUUAUUCGUGAUCGACUGGCUACGUUUUUGAAAGAGGAAGAAGAAGCGGAAACAGAAGAGAAGAAAGAAGAGAAGAAAGAAGAGCAGAGAUCGCCACAACAAAAGUUACUGUUUCAAGAGAAAGCGAUCGAGAUAUGUGCACGCAAAGUAGCAGCAGCUAUGGGCGAUCUCCGUAUUGCGCUCGAUAUCUGUCGACAAGCGAUCGAAUUAGUGGAAAUGGAGCAAAAGAGAAAAGUGCUGGGGGUUCAAAAUAGUAAUGGUACUCAUGUCUCUCCAAAGGAUGCCAUUUUGUCAAAGAAGAGUAAGGAUAUUGAAGCAACAGCAGUAGCCACAGGAACAUCAACUACAGCAGCCUCCUUACCUUCGGUGGUGAAUAUUACUGUGGUUCAUAUUCUGAAAGUGACGGGAAGUGUAUUCAAUGGCACACAGCAGAAGUUAAAGCAACUCAAUUUGCAACAUCAAGUCGUGCUGGGUGUGAUGCUGCUCAUGAUGCGUACUGUUACUAAAAGCAACGAUAAGGGUCAAUUUACACUAAGCGCAUUCCAUGAGAAAUACACAAAGCUUUGCCGUCAUACAGAGGCCAAAAUUCCUACUGUGUCAAGAACAGAAUUAAAUGAUGUACUGUCAUUAUUGGAAUCUUACAGUAUCAUUCAACUAUCUGGUAAAGAUGACAAAUCAAAGAGGUUGCAUCUAAACGUACAAGAGAGUGAAAUCAUCGAACUUUUCAACACCAAACCUAUAUUAAAAGCAUGGAUGGAGGAAGCCUUAGUCAAAGCAGGAUUGUAAAAAAAAAAAAACAAGAGUUAAUGUCGCCUCCGCACCUAUUUAUUUUGUAUGAUUCUUAUUUUCUGCAAACCAUACUGCAUUCAUUUUUAUAUACCUAUGGCAUAAGCAUGUCCCAUACAAUGUUAUUAUGGAUGAAAAACCAAACAAUAAAACAAAUCUUGUUGCUUUCAGCUUUCAAGAUUUUUGCUGUACAC